UCUCUAGGCCGUAGAAAAAGGAACCCUGAAGUGUAACUUUGUGGGAGUGGCUCUGGGAGACUCUUGGAUCUCUCCACUGGACUCUGUUAUGACCUGGGGUCCUUAUCUGUACAGCACGUCCCUGCUAGAUGACUACGGCCUGCGGGAGGUGAGCAGUGCAGCAGAGGCGGUGAAGCAGGCGGUGGAUCAGGGGCAGUACCAGAAGGCCACAGAGCUCUGGUCUGUCACUGAGAGUGUUGUGGAACAGAACACAAACGGAGUCAACUUCUACAACAUACUCACCCAGGAACCUGAUGAGGAGAUGUCCUCCGUGGCUGGAGAAGGAUUCCUCUCCCUGCUGAUGCGGCAUCACAUUAGCCCCCUCCACCGCCAAUCACUGAGCCAGUUGAUGAACGGGCCAAUCAGGAAGAAGCUGGGAAUCAUCCCUCAGAACGUCACCUGGGGAGGUCAGGCUGAGGCAGUGUUCAGCAGCAUGUCAGGUGACUUCAUGAAGCCAGUGGUGGACGUGGUGGAUCAGCUGUUGGAUGCCGGGGUCAACGUCACUGUCUACAACGGACAGCUGGACCUCAUAGUGGACACCAUGGGUCAGUGA
Molecule: messenger RNA, 592 nt
Organism: Oncorhynchus keta (chum salmon)
Lineage: Eukaryota; Metazoa; Chordata; Actinopteri; Salmoniformes; Salmonidae
Product: retinoid-inducible serine carboxypeptidase-like
Exons: 6
Coding region: 89-592 (167 amino acids)
Biological process (GO): proteolysis
Molecular function (GO): serine-type carboxypeptidase activity
Source: RefSeq, a predicted model, not a curated record